UAAAUAAAAAGAAAUCACAAAGGCUGGACCAGCACUUAGGUUUAAGAUAACUUGAAUCACACUAUUUUCACUUCUUCUUGUUCUCGUAUACACCCAAGAUCCAGCUGAUAUCUAAUAGAAGAAUCAAGAAGAUGGAUCGUGUAUAUACCAUUGGUAUCUGUCUCGUGGCUGUCCUUGCACUGGGUUCACGAAGAUGUAAUGCAGUUCAAUCAUGCGAGGACAAGGCGUUAAAGGAAUGUGUCGUGCAAUAUGCUUCAGGAUUUGCUGAUCCAAAAUACCAAAAACUGGAUGAUUUGAAGCUUCACUGUCUUCUGGAUAAGAAACUUGCAAUUUGUGCCAACAAAUACCUAAACCAGUUUUCCAGUUCAGCCUUCCUGGGUCUUGCUAAAGCUGCCUUGUCAUACGUGGUCUUCGAGAAGAAACUCAAAGUAUGCCGGUUGUACAAAUACAAACGACUGGCGAAAAAACUUGAUAGGGUUUCAGGAGAUAAAAAAGCAGAUAGGAUCUGGAGAAAGAGAAUCGAUCGGCUGUUGCAUCCAUCCAAGAUUCCAAAGUGUGCGAAACAAGUCGACAAGGAAUGCGUUCGUGAGUACGCUAAGCGAAUGAGAAAAAACCCCAACCUCUGUGAGAAUAUUCCAUUCAAGUCAAAAUGUUUGCUCGAGGGAACCAAAACCUGCAAAGCGACUAUCCUGACCGACCUGCUUGACGUGUUUCCAUAUGAAGCCAAUAAAGUACUCGCGGUCUUCUGUCAGAAAGCUCAAGACAGUGGUUAAAAUUUUAAAAUGAUCAGAAAAGAUUCAGGAUAAUUGUUAUUGCUUAAUAUUCUAGUUAGAAUGUUGUCAAAAUGAAAGAAGUGGAAUCACCCAAUAAAAGAUGAGUUAUGGAUAAAUAUU
Actinia tenebrosa (Australian red waratah sea anemone) is the source of this 893-nucleotide messenger RNA. RefSeq lists its product as uncharacterized. Lineage: Eukaryota; Metazoa; Cnidaria; Anthozoa; Actiniaria; Actiniidae. The record is from RefSeq and is a predicted model, not a curated record.